AUGAGUGUUGGACCGGACUCUCGUAUCGAUACAAACCCCGAGCCCGACAGGAACAUGCACUCGCCGUCCUGGAAUUUCCCUAUACGCUUAUCCAUGAUACCGCCCUCCAUAACGGCAGUCAAUAGCACCCGCCAAGCACCCUCAUGUCUACCUUUCAAGCGGUUCACAAGUCCUGAUUCGAGUUUACAAAUGUUACAGCGCUACCUUGAUGUGCCGCAGAAUAGGAAACAUGGGGUGCCCGUAUCUCCCCGACUGGCAGCACCGACCUCGCUCUCGACUGGAGGAGACUGCGGUCACACACAGAGUCGAGAAAAGCCCUCCCUCGCAAAUUCACCACAGAGGCUGCUGUGGCUUAUCGGCCGUGCAGAGGCGGCUCGGCUAUGUGAUGUCUACGAACGUGAAAUAGGAACAAUCUAUCCUGUCGUUGAUAUGAGCGAAGUCAAGCAAAUUCUUGGUUCGUUGUAUAGCGCUUACGAAGCUGCAAACUAUUCGUCGACGUCACCUGUUCCUGUUGUUGAAGAACUCGAGGACGUGGCUGAUGGUGACGUUGAGACAUUGAAACUCGUUCUGGCGAUAGCACUGCUGGCGGAGGGUGGCGGUCGGCAUACAAUGGGAGAGGCCAUAUGCGAAGAGGUUCAACAGCAGCUGGUUUUCCCAAUGGGACGGUUAGGCGAGUUGAAAGACAUCGAGAAUAUGGCGCUGUUGGGCGUCUCUUUCUACCUUAUGAACGACGAGAAUCAAGCAUGGCGGAUGAUUGGGCUUGCUGCUCGUCUGUGUAUCGAGCUCGGUUUGCACCAGGCAAAUUCUUCGUACGAAAUCCAUCACAACUCCAAAGGUUCCAUAAGAGCACUAGCACUAUUCUGGGAUAUUUAUAUCCUUGACCGACGCUUUAGCCUCAGCACAGGCAGGCCGUUUGCUAUACAGGAUGCGGAUAUCGAUCCAGCCUUGCCGAAACCGGAUGAUUUAUCACCGUAUGUCCGUAGCAUGAUCGCCUUUGCAAGCAUGGGAUCUCGGGUACGGGCAUCACGCGUCUGCUUCGAAGGCAACGGUUCACAUUGCGAUUGGGAAGAAAUCGCCUACCUAGACUUCCAAAUCCAACACUGGAGCGACGCGCUUCCUUCAUCUUUAAGGCUAUUCAAGACUCAAUCAUGUUCCCUUGAGGACGAAAGCCUGGCCACAGCUAUCAACACACCUCUUGAUUUUGCCGCUAUAGAGGAACAGUCUUUGUUUCUUCGCGCACUGCUCCAUCUCCGCGCCAAUGAUUUGCGUAUCUUGAUCCACAGACCUGCCUUGCAUUCGUCUGAUUCAAUCCAGAAGAAUCCUCUGAGUGCGCGUACUGCCGUCAAUGUUGCACGUCGCUCGCUCAACUUGUUAUUGUACCUUUGUCGCCUGCCAACCCUUCAUCCCAUGCAUCACGUCUGCGCAACCCAUUUCCUAGCCUCUUCGCUUACCGUCUUGCUCCUUGCAGUCUCACACGCGCCAGAGGAUUUGGGUGCUGAAGUCCGUGAUCAGCUACUCUCCGCUCUCAGCUUCCUGGAAGACCUCAGUACGUCGACUACUCACUCAGAGAGUCUCUGGUAUACCGUCCGGAAUUAUCGAGACCCGGUAAAGAGACUCGGCGAAAUGCUUCAAGAGAACAUCAACAGCAAUCGGGCAACACCAGCAAAGGACGCAUUUACUUCGCCAAAGCAUAAUGAUGAAGGAUUUGCCACAUAUUCUGGCACAGGGGGCCUUCCAGUGUUUGACUGGGAUAUCACCGGGGGCCAAGCUUUGCCUGAAGAAUGGUUCAACGAGUUGCAAGAGCCCAGGGGAUAA
Molecule: messenger RNA, 1815 nt
Organism: Trichoderma aggressivum f. europaeum
Lineage: Eukaryota; Fungi; Ascomycota; Sordariomycetes; Hypocreales; Hypocreaceae
Product: transcriptional regulator family: Fungal Specific TF
Exons: 3
Coding region: 1-1815 (604 amino acids)
Biological process (GO): positive regulation of transcription from RNA polymerase II promoter by galactose; DNA-templated transcription
Cellular component (GO): nucleus
Molecular function (GO): RNA polymerase II cis-regulatory region sequence-specific DNA binding; DNA-binding transcription factor activity, RNA polymerase II-specific; zinc ion binding
Source: RefSeq, a predicted model, not a curated record